UGUUACGUUGUUUACGCAGUUAUCUUCAUAAUGGCGACCGUGCUGGAGAAGCUCCUAUGCUUGUGAAAAUGAAGCGAAGAAGUUAUUUAUUAUAAUAAAACGCCGGGGUUCCCCAUAGGAGGACGUUGCGUCGAAGACAGCGGCUUCCCCAGUGUUUGAAUUACUGUUUUGGUCCAUUGGUAACCCGAAAUGAUGAAGCUCAAGUCAAACCAAACCCGGACAUACGAUGGGGAUGGCUACAAGAAGCGGGCCGCCUGUCUAUGCUUCAGGAGUGAAAGUGAAGAGGAGGUGCUGUUGGUGAGUAGUAGUCGGCAUCCAGACAAGUGGAUCGUCCCUGGUGGAGGGAUGGAGCCAGAAGAGGAGCCCAAUGUAGCAGCAGCACGAGAAGUCUGUGAAGAGGCAGGUGUGAAGGGGACUUUAGGUCGCCUAGUUGGAAUUUUUGAGAACCAAGAGAGGAAACACAGAACCUACGUCUACAUUCUUAUCGUAACUGAGGUCUUGCAAGAUUGGGAGGACUCGGUCAACAUUGGGAGAAAAAGGGAUUGGUUUAAAAUAGACGAUGCCAUACAAGUGUUGCAGUGUCACAAGCCUGUGCAGGCCACCUACUUCGAGGGUUGCCUGACCAGCAAUGGGACGCCCCUGGUGGCCACGAUAGGCGGAGAACUCUCCCCCACCUACAACAUCAACCAGAGCUCUGUGUCGGGUAUCAGAUAACUAAAACAACGCUGACACAACCCCAGGAGCUCUCGCCACCACUCUCGCUCUUACUUCUAUUCUUCUGUUUGUCUCAAAUACCAACAUGGUUUGCCUUGCCAACUCUUUUGUGCCAUAAUUGUGGCACAGACUUGACAAGUAUUGGGUGAAGAUUCUGAAACCCUUUGAAAAUGUAAUUUUUGAUUCUUUUUUGUUAUUUUCAUUGUGUUGAAAAUUGCAUGAAGCAUCCCACUCUCCCAUUCUACUACCUUAACGCACCCUUAGCGUGGUGUUUAUUGAAUGCAAGAACUACUUUUUACUGUUGUGAUGUAAAAGUGUAUACUUAGUGCUUAAGCUCAAGGCUUUCAAUUGUAUUUUAUGUCUUUUGGUUACUUUCUGUGAAUGAGUGUGGCCAAGAGCGUGUUUCCCUCUUAAGGAUAGGAAAUUCAAGCCCGACUGUUAUGUUUUUUUGGGUCCGAUUUAGAUUUUUUUUUGGGGGGGACAAAACGUACUGAUAUAUCUGCCGAAAUGUUUUACAGGGGGGAAAUGAAAGUGUCAUUUUCCCACUGACUUCUCAUAAAUUGCCAUCCAAAAGAGCAGUUGUCCAAUAACUAUGCUUCAAAUGUUGAUUUCAUACAUUGUGACAAUGACGCAUCAUGAGAAUGGCAGCAAGUGUUCAGAUAAGCGUGAGAUUCACUUUUUCCUCCAUCCUAUUUAUUGAAUAUCGGUUAUCGUGGAAUUAUCGUCCGAUAUUAGCGGUAAAAGGCCAAUAUCUGCCGACAAUAUCGGUGAACCCAUAUAUUGGUCGGGCUCUAUAGGAAAUGUUCUCUGUAUCUGAAUGGACAGAUUGUGGAAAGUGACUUGUUUUGCAUGAGCACUGGUAUGUUUUCUUACACAUUGGGGUGACCUGACACUGAUUCUGAUUGUGCAGCAGGUAGUCCUCUGUGGUAACUAAGGUCUUUGAAUUCUCUUCAUUUAGCUCUGCAUUGUGAUUAUUGGUGGUAAUAUCUCGCAGGUUUCAUCAGAAAGACAAGGCCCUUUUCCACAUGUAUUUAUGAUAAUAUUGUCAAGUAUACCUUUUCCCUCAGUCUGGAAGCUAGCUAGCCUCUUCAAUAUUAACUUUUGGGCAAAACAAAUACUAUAGAAAGAAUGUAGAAGGAGUCCCCUAUAAAUAACCUUUUUCUCUAGUGUCUUUACCUAUUUUAACGUUCCCCUAGUCUGUUGAUAGUGGUUCACUAGACACUGAAACAGUUGGCAGAUCCCCAAUUGACCAAAUGUAUGUUUGUUUAUAAUUUGGAAUUGCAUGGUGUGAACAACUGUACAGUCUUCCUCCAUUUAUUUUCCAGAGGGUGAAAGGACUACAGAUUGCAGUGCCAUCCAUGGACUGACAGUUGCCUUCACCCAACACAUAUCAUCUCUUAUUCACAUUUUCAAACCCCCGCCCCCCCCACACACACUUUAACCUCAGUUUCUAGCAGAUGUUUACAUUGUUCAUAGCAUUUAUUUCUCACUUAAACAAGCACUAGACAGGUAGAUGGGUAUUUUAGAUGACUUUUCACUAAGGUAUUAUAUACUUUUUUUUACCCUUCAGUAUUGAAUCUGCAUCCCCCAAACAAACUCAAAGUACCUACCUGCUUGACAUUGAAAGUCAUGGAAUCUAAAAUGCUGUCUUUGGCAAGAUGCAGAACAAACAAGCUUUGUACAGUUGGAGACUUCGCUUUUAACAUGUAAAAAUGCUUUUGGAUAGUUUUCUUUUGUCUUAAACGUCUGGCAAAAGUCUCUCUAGCCAACCUGCGAUACUUGCCUUGGAUGUGGCAUGGAGCAGCUGGCUCAAUACUGUGAAACUGGAGGCGCUGUAGAUAGCAUGCGAGACAUUUUAUUGUAAAUUGUUUAUUUCUGUAUAGAUCAAAGGGUGAAUGUACAAAUGACAAAAACAGUUUCUCUGAUGCAUUUGUGAGUGCCAUAUGUUGCUCAACCAUGGCUGUAGAGUUGACCCGAUCCCCAAACAAGCGGUGGCGUUGGCUUUGGCAGUUUUGUUGACGAGUUGCUUUGAUACACAGUGUGGGUGGGGUUGAAGAGAAGACUCCAUUGAUAUAAGAAGCUGAGAUGCCGCCUCAGUUGUUCUAUGAAGACCAUAUGCAACUCUGAGGCUGAGGUAAUAAAGUGAAGUUAAUCACA
Molecule: messenger RNA, 2871 nt
Organism: Coregonus clupeaformis (lake whitefish)
Lineage: Eukaryota; Metazoa; Chordata; Actinopteri; Salmoniformes; Salmonidae
Product: diphosphoinositol polyphosphate phosphohydrolase 1
Exons: 5
Coding region: 190-714 (174 amino acids)
Biological process (GO): diphosphoinositol polyphosphate metabolic process; diadenosine pentaphosphate catabolic process; diadenosine hexaphosphate catabolic process
Cellular component (GO): cytoplasm; nucleus
Molecular function (GO): bis(5'-adenosyl)-hexaphosphatase activity; diphosphoinositol-polyphosphate diphosphatase activity; endopolyphosphatase activity
Source: RefSeq, a predicted model, not a curated record